This is a messenger RNA of Zea mays, 589 nucleotides long. RefSeq lists its product as uncharacterized. The record is from RefSeq and is marked predicted. The transcript has 2 exons. The coding region runs from base 89 to 379 and encodes 96 amino acids. Lineage: Eukaryota; Viridiplantae; Streptophyta; Magnoliopsida; Poales; Poaceae.
ACACAUCACUCAGCUCUCAUCUCGCAGCCGCAGCUAGUUACAGUUCAGAGAGAAGAAAGAGACCGAGAUCUCGCCGAUAGCUAGCAUCAUGGCGUCCAAGGCGCUCCUCGUGCUAACGCUCCUGCUCGCCGCCACCUUCCUCGCCGCCUCCGCUAACGAGCAAGCCAAGGCGGCCAAAGAGGAGAAGAAGGUGGAGGUCCAAGACUGGCACGGCGGCGGCGGCUACCCGGGUCACGGCGGCGGCGGCGGCGGCGGCUACCCGCACUGCCGGUGGGGCUGCUGCAACCGCGGGUACCAUGGCGGCUGCCGGUGCUGCUCGCACCCUGAUCAGAUACCAGAGCCCAUGUACCGUCCUGAGCUCGUCGAGGUCCACAACUAAAUAGUAUACGGGUACGUAUGCCCCGAUGGGAAUGAAUGGGAAGCAAGAGCACACGCGUAGUACGCUCGUCGUAGUAGUCAAUAAAAGUUUGGUUCCAUCACCGUCAUGAAAUAAAAGUAAGGAGGUUGCACGCUUUGUGUGCGUGCUUGGAAACGUCGACUGUAUCUCAUGCAUCGAAUAAAUAGAUGUUAAUGAAUAUCAUUGGGACAA